This is a messenger RNA of Molossus molossus (Pallas's mastiff bat), 564 nucleotides long. It is a transcript of the gene RNF181, whose product is annotated as ring finger protein 181. Gene Ontology annotation, biological process: protein ubiquitination. The record is from RefSeq and is a predicted model, not a curated record. Gene Ontology annotation, molecular function: ubiquitin protein ligase activity. NCBI's taxonomy places the organism in Eukaryota, Metazoa, Chordata, Mammalia, Chiroptera, Molossidae. The transcript is spliced from 5 exons. The coding region runs from base 26 to 487 and encodes 153 amino acids. Gene Ontology annotation, cellular component: cytoplasm.
CUGCUGUGUCAGACCGUCGGCUGCCAUGGCGUCCUACUUCGAUGAGCACGACUGCGAGCCGUCGGACCCUGACCAGGAGGCCCGAACCAACAUGCUGCUGGAGCUCGCGAGGUCACUUUUCAAUAGUAUGGACUUUGAAGACUUGGGGCUGGUAGUAGAUUGGGAUCACCACCUGCCUCCACCUGCUGCCAAGGCUGUGGUUGAAAACCUUCCCAGGACAGUCAUCAGGGGCUCUCAGUCUGAGCUCAAGUGCCCAGUGUGUCUUUUGGAAUUUGAGGAGGAGGAGACUGCCAUUGAGAUGCCUUGCCAUCACUUCUUCCAUUCCAACUGCAUUCUGCCCUGGCUAAGCAAGACAAAUUCCUGCCCCCUCUGCCGCCACGAACUGCCCACUGAUGAUGACACUUAUGAGGAGCAUAGACGAGAUAAGGCUCGCAAGCAACAGCAGAAGCACCGGCUGGAGAACCUGCAUGGAGCCAUGUACACAUGAGGCAGCUGGGGCUGAGUACCGGUCCUCCACGCCUUCCUCUGGCACCUCAAACCCUCAUUAAAGGUUUCUUUACCCAC